AUGGGAGGAGGAUAAUCAAAGGCUUAAAAAUUAUAAUCAUAACGAAGAGCCAACAAGCCACAAUUACCACAACACUAGACACCAGAAUAACAUUAUCAAUUCUUAAUUAGCGAACCUAUUAGUAGAUACCUUUGGAAUACUUAAUUUGAUUAUGAAAACUUAAUAUCUGAGAUCCUUUUUAGCAUCAGUAUCAAAAGAUGUAUGGAUUACUUAUAAUACUUUAAACCUCAUAUGAGAUAUAUCAAAAAGGCGGAGAAAUUAUAUAAUGAUGUUACAUAAUGUUGUUUAUAUGAAUCAAAAUUUAAUGAUUAAGAUAAAAAAAUAAUGAUUGGUGUUCUCAUCCUAUUCUUUAGUCUAUAUCAUAUUUCUAAAUUUUAAGUAAUAUUUAGUUCAUCUGAUAAGAAAUGGUGGGAAGGCACAUAUUUUGUAUCACUACAAAAAUAUGUCGAAUUACCUCCUAAAAAAAAUGAAAGCUAUAUUUAAACUUUUGCUCUUUUUAUGUCUGAUUAUUUCUAAUCUAGAUUUCAUGAAUUAAAACCACAAAAUGAUAAUAAAAAGGUUGAUCUUGUAUCUGUAAGAGUAUUAGCAGAUUAUUAUCUAUAAUUCUUAUAUAGUGACAGUAUAUCUUAUCUAACAGAUUCUGAUUAAUUCGUUAAAGAUUAUGCACAAAUUAAAUAACCAAAUUAUCAAACCUAUGGAAGAUACAAAUUAGAAAGUAAUAUCAAAAUUAUGUCUAAAAAAUAGAAAUAAUAAUAACAAUUAUUGUAUUAACAAUAGCUUCAAGAUUCCAAAACUCCAUCAUAAUAAAUAGAAGAUAUGGAAAAAUAAUUUAAAUUCUUGUCUGAUCACUCUUUAAUUGAAAAUUCAAUAAUUCAAGAUAAAAAUAAAGAAUAAGUAUAAAUAGUACAAGAAACACAAAAAUUAGAAUGA
This is a messenger RNA of Paramecium pentaurelia, 930 nucleotides long. NCBI's taxonomy places the organism in Eukaryota, Ciliophora, Oligohymenophorea, Peniculida, Parameciidae. The record is from the annotation of a GenBank genome assembly.